This is a messenger RNA of Rotaria sp. Silwood2, 357 nucleotides long. Lineage: Eukaryota; Metazoa; Rotifera; Eurotatoria; Philodinida; Philodinidae. The record is from the annotation of a GenBank genome assembly.
AUGUUGUCUUUUUUAAAAGAUUUACCUUGUCGAAAUCCAGAAAGUUUUACAAGAUUUCGUACUCUGGGUGCUAGUCGUCAAACAUCUAUACGACCAACAUAUACCGCCAAGCUUGAUUCAAAUGCCAAAGAAAUUAUCAAUGAUCCUGUGCCUUUGCUUAUUCACCAUUUAUCUCGAUUACCAAACGAUGAAUCACGAAAACGAUCAAUAUCUGAUGAUGAAAGUGAAGUACCAUCAUCAUUAAUUGAACGAAAAAAACGUACUAAACAAAAUACUAUUAAUCAAACUUCAACAACAACAAAUACUACUCAACAGCAACUAUCAAAUUCUAUUGAUUAUGAUGAAGAAUUUUCAUAA